CUGCUCGAGUUCGCCCUGGUGAACUAUGCAUCCCGAUCAGGUUCGAAUAAAGCUAACAUGCAUAAGGAGAAUAUGAAAAAGAAGCGCCGCGAUCUGGAGCAGGCCAGUUUAGAUGCCGCUUCAGAUCUGCUAGAUACAGAUAGCAAUGCAACGUUCGCAAUGAAACCGCUAGUACGCCAUCCGGGCGAUCCGCUGGCCCUGGAAAAGCGGCUCCAGUGCGAGGUGCACAUGCAGGCCCCGAAGCGACCCAACUGCUGCAAGACCUGGCUGUCCAAGUUCCCCACAAGAUCCAAGAGAAUCGAUGUUAUAUCGCGGAUCACCUUCCCGCUGGUCUUCGCCCUGUUCAACCUGGUCUACUGGAGCACAUAUCUCUUCAGGGAGGAGGAGGAUGAGACCUUCUAAGGCGCGUCUCUGAAAUGCGGUGGCUAUGUAGAAUCUAAUACGAAAUUAACUAAUUAUACCGAGGGAUACGUUGCGAUAUCGCUGUAUGCUACCGGCUAUGUGCCACAUGCUACAUUUAUGGUUAUGACUCGGAACAGUGCAGAUAAGUUAAGAACGGUAUCCGGCAAGGCUCCAUGGCACUUCCACUAAACAAAUAAAGAAUAAUGUUUGAUGAAUGACGAAAUUCUAGUUAAUUGUAAGUUAAAUUGAUCACGAGUGACUGCAUAGUAGAUAAUGUUAUGAAUAAUUAUACUAAACUAUACACAAACUGACACACACCGCAACACUUGUUUGACUUGAUUUGUUUAGAGGAUGCUCCAAAUUGUUACAAAUUGAUUAAUUAUUUUAGCUGGUUAUCGACGAUAACCGAGUUUUGUUCCGGACUCUAGCUUAGUUCUAAACGAAAUUGCAAUUGAUUUGUACUUAAAUGCGUUAAGUUAGAUAAGCCGCAAACAGCGAUAUGAGGUCGUAGAGAAUUCGACUUUUGUAAAUAUGUCAUACAAUAAGUUUUAAGCGAACUAGUUUAUAUGAAUUCUAAUUGUAAAAAUCGUGUAGAUAAAUUUAAGUUUAGUCGAUAAACAAACCACUAACGGAAGCGAGAUACCUAGGUAAAAUCAAUUUAAUUAUGUUCACCAUCGAAGCAAAAUAAAAAUCGAAUCGAAAAUAUCAAAGAAUCCUUCAAAACACACAGAAACAAAUACAGAACUUUCUUUUUGCAUUUUUUGCCCAAACUACUCUUAAAUGAUAAGUUCAACUGAAACUGGUGGGUAUCUGCAAGGUAUUUCUACCCAAACUUUAUUAGAAACUUUCUUCAUUAUUUAUAUACAUACGGCUUGCUUUUCGUUUUAGAGUUGAAUUUUUAUAGUAGUACUCACGGGAAGUAAAGCCCUCGAAUUCCGAUUCCUUUUUCAUUUGAAUUCUUAGAAUAUUAUAAUAAAUUUACAUUUACCUAAUUAUGUAUUGGGCCCAAGUGCCGCUUAGCUAGUUAAUUUCCUUAAUUAGAGUUACAAUAUAAAAAUAUACAACAUGCAAACCAUAAACCAAUUAACAGACAAUACAAAAUAUUUUAUCAUGUAGUCAAAGUCCCUAAACAACUUAAUGGAUACUACACAUAAAUUGAUUAAAAUCAGUAUGAUAAGACAUAAAUUAGAUCGAGAUAUAUACGGUUCUUUUCAUAUCCAAAAAUAUCUUUGGUUAUUAAAGUGCCUUUUGUAUGCCAAGGAGAUUUCUCCCCACUUUCUUCCUUCUCUAACUCUCUCUUCCUAACUUUUGAAUGACUCCGAUCCUUUCACGCUAAAAUCCUUUCCUAAACUCAAUUAGAGAAAUGCACUAACCGACACCAUAAACUAUGCAGCUCUAAUUUUAGAAUUAUAACUAAAGUGAAUUCUACAUAGCAACAACAGAAACAGAACCAGAUCCAGAACCACAAUAACCAACUUAAAUACUUCAGAUAAAUCCAAUAAAAUAUUUACGUAGUUUUUUAAUAUUUUUAUUAACUUGAGCCUGUUUUAUUCACAUGUUUUCUUAAAUUUUUUCUUUGAUUUUGGAAAUGCUUUUUGUUUGCUAUCAUUUAUAAUCUAAAGGUAAGAAACUAAACGUAAAAGGAAAUCAAAAAUCAAUUGAAACUUAUUCUAAUAUAUAGACACUACACAAGGCACCCUGCAUAAUAAUUGUUGUCAUUAAACAAGCGUCAUAAGUACGAUCAGAACAUAUAGAAAAACCGAAAACGGAAAUAUUUAUAGAUACUUUCAUGUUGUAAAAGUUGUGCCAAGCAAAGACGAAACCAAAACUAGUCAAAGAAUGAAAAUCGAAUGAGAUCGCGAAUUAUAACUAUAACUCUAGCUAUAGUUGUAUUGUAUAUGAAGCUAUUGAACAUACAGGGUUUUUAAAUGUGAGCAUAUAGUUGAUGAACCAGAUCAAGGUCGGGAAAAUCGAACAAAAUUGAUGGCAGUCGGAGGAGGGCUGAUUGAUUGAAAUCCGUUGAUUGAUGUACUAGAUGAAAAAUAAUAACGACGUUGGAAAAACAAUUAAACUAGGUCAUACACAAUGGGCGGGCGAAACACCGUUUUCGGCAUUUAUAUUUACUGAAAAAAAAUGGAAACAUACUUAGGUUGUGUGCUGCUCUUCAUUUGCCGUUCUCCAAUUCGGUCAAUUAUCAGUUUUUCCGGCAAAUCGAUUAGCAGCAGCAGUCCAGUUCAGUGUAAAUAGUUUGGGUCAGAACAUGUAAAUGUCAUUUAAAAGGUUAGGUUAACGAGAAACACAACUACGGGAAACCAUAACACGAAAUGUGCACAACUUUAUAUAUAUAUAUAGAUGCGUUCCAAAAAGACUUACAGGUUUUGAUUAACAGACGAGCAUAGAGAUUAAAUCAUUUACCAAUGCGAUGUAAACACGAAAAAGAAAGAACUAUGCGAACGAGUAGAUCCUAAGUUAACGUAUAGUAUGUGUAGAUCUUAAGAGGCAGUUCGAAACCAGACUAGCUAAAGCAUGCACAUAACUAAGCUACUAAGCGCCACGGCAAAUUGCAUUCACCACCCACUAUCUGAACUCACUUGAUCCACUCACACACUCACUUACCACUCACCUACACCACUCACUUGAUGUUUAAUCUUUGCUAACCACACGAAAGAAAUCAAAAAGCGACACCCAAAUCGAAAUCGAAAAUGAAUCUAAUCUUGCACAGUUUGUCGGGGGGACAGACGAUGAGUUUGAGUAUUGCAAGUAAAAAUUUAGAUAGAUCAUAACACAUAUCUUCCAAAAUGGGGGCGGCUCAUGGCCCAUUGAUAACAAUCAAGCAACUCAAACUAUAAUUUCUAGAGAAAAGAACAAGUGUAAAUAAACGAACGACAAACAGCCGAAUCAUUCAAAUCGAAGUUACGAUCGAUCGAUGGCGAUCGAAGAGCGAAUCAAUAAACACUGCAAAUCACCUUACUUUAUAGAGCUAAGUCAGGACAUGCACACCCGUACACCCCCGAAAAAAAAAAUCAAAACCCAAAAACACACGAUCCCCGACAGGAGAGGACUUAGCAAAGAUCACCACACUCACACGUUUAGCCAGUAAGAACGAUUCGAUUCGUAGGGAAAGAUCGCAUGAAUUUCUCUGUAGUGCUAUCCAAACCUGGAACAUAACCCAAGCCCAGAAAGAAACAACGCCAAAACCACAAACGAAGGAAAUUCUAAAAGUACAUACAUAUACAUAGACCCGGCAAUAACACAUCAAUGCCGUCGGUGUGAAAUUAAAACAGCAAAUCAAAUGCCUAAGUGAAAGAUUAGUAGCAUAAUUUUACAAUAUAGUUGAAAUAAUUGUUGUCACCCGAAAGGAAGGAAAUCCUAGAAUGGAAACCAGGAUAAAAACGAUAUAAUUGUGUAAAACCCCCAGAAUAAUGAUGUUUGUGAAAUGUUUAUAAAUAAAUGAUGCAAAACGAAAUGAAAGAAUACACAAAAA
Molecule: messenger RNA, 3886 nt
Organism: Drosophila sechellia
Lineage: Eukaryota; Metazoa; Arthropoda; Insecta; Diptera; Drosophilidae
Product: glutamate-gated chloride channel-like
Exons: 5
Coding region: 58-402 (114 amino acids)
Biological process (GO): monoatomic ion transport
Cellular component (GO): membrane
Source: RefSeq, a predicted model, not a curated record